Messenger RNA from Sugiyamaella lignohabitans, 2949 nucleotides. RefSeq names its product exportin CRM1 (gene CRM1). Gene Ontology annotation, molecular function: nuclear export signal receptor activity. Gene Ontology annotation, biological process: ribosomal small subunit export from nucleus; protein export from nucleus; ribosomal large subunit export from nucleus. Bases 1 to 2949 code for a protein of 982 amino acids. The transcript has a single exon. Lineage: Eukaryota; Fungi; Ascomycota; Dipodascomycetes; Dipodascales; Trichomonascaceae. Gene Ontology annotation, cellular component: nucleus; cytoplasm. The record is from RefSeq and is a predicted model, not a curated record.
AUGUGUAUAGAGUGGAGCAACGAUGAAACUGUCUUCAGAUCCCAACGGCCCCUUUUGAACAAAGCCAAUUUGACAUUGGUGCAAGUCCUGAAACAAGAAUGGCCUGCUAAUUGGCCUACAUUUAUCCCUGAGAUCAUCUCUGCCAGUAGAACUGGUUUCAACGUCUGUGAAAACAACAUGUCAAUCCUGAAAUUGCUUAGUGAAGAGGUUUUCGAUUAUUCGGCCGAACAAAUGACCCAGGCGAAAGCUAAAAACUUGAAGCAGCAAAUGUGCAACGAAUUCUCGGAAAUUUACAGACUAUGCUACGAAGUUCUCGAAAAAGCCACUCGUCCUUCCUUGAUUGUUGCUACACUACAAAGUUUAUUGCGCUAUUUAGGAUGGAUUCCUCUGGAAUUCAUUUUCGAGACUCCCUUGAUUGAACUCCUGGUGAGCAAGUUUUUGACCCCUCCUCAGUAUAGAAAUGUCACCUUGAAAUGCUUGACCGAAAUUUCCAGUCUAGGUGCUUCUCAAUACGACAAGCAGUUUUAUACUAUGUUUUAUAUGGCUGUUGAGGUUAUUAACAAGAUUGUCCCAUUGAGCACAGAUUUGAGAACUGCUUACGAGUCUGCUGGCUCGAAUGACCAAGAUUUCAUUCAGAACCUCUCGUUGUUUCUGUCUAUCUUUCUAGCUAAUCAUUUGAAGAUCGUGGAAAACCAAGAAAACAAAGAGCUCCUAAUUAAUGUUCAUCUGUACUUGAUAAAAAUCAGUCAAAUUGAUGAACGGGAGAUUUUCAAGGGCUGCCUGGACUAUUGGUCUCGACUUGUAUUGGAGUUAUAUGAGGAAAUCCAACAAAUUCCUAUAUCCGAUCUCAAUCCACUUUUACAACGCAGCUUUGCAACUACGUUUAGCACUGGAGGUGCACUUGAUCCUGAUAUCCUUGCUAAUUAUCCUCUGAGAAAGCAUACUUAUACGAGUAUUUUGUCAAGUUUGAGGACUGUAAUGAUAGAAAAAAUGGUGCGUCCCGAAGAAGUGUUAAUUGUUGAAAGUGACGAGGGUGAGAUUGUCCGUGAAUUCGUUAAGGAGAGUGAUACAAUCACCUUGUAUAAGAGUAUGAGAGAAGUCUUGGUCUACCUCACACACUUAGACGUUGUUGAUACUAGAGCUAUUAUGAUCAACAAACUUGCCAAGCAGAUUGAUGGAAGCGAAUGGUCUUGGAAUAACCUUAACACACUUUGUUGGGCGAUUGGUUCCAUUUCUGGUGCUAUGAAUGAAGAAAUGGAAAAGCAUUUCCUUGUAUCAGUCAUCAAGGAUUUAUUAGGGUUGACUGAAAUGAAGAAGGGUAAGGAUAACAAAGCAGUUGUUGCUUCAAACAUCAUGUACAUUGUCGGUCAAUAUCCAAGAUUUUUGAAGGCCCAUUGGAGAUUUCUCAAAACAGUUGUCAACAAGUUAUUUGAAUUUAUGCAUGAGACUCACGAGGGUGUCCAAGAUAUGGCCUGUGAUACGUUCAUUAAGAUUGCUCAGAAAUGUAAACGACACUUCGUUGCCCAUCAACAAGGUGAAGCAGAACCUUUUAUUGAUGAGAUUAUUAAAAGUUUGGACAAGAUCACCUCUGAUUUGCAACCACACCAGGUGCAUACAUUUUAUGAAGCCUGUGGUCAUAUCAUCUCGGCACAGCCAGUUAAAGCACAAAGGGAACGUCUUCUUCAAGAUCUUAUGAGGUUGCCCAAUAUGGCCUGGGAUGCUAUGAUGGAACAAGCCUAUCAGAAUCCCGAGCUUCUGACUAAUGGAGAUAAUAUUAAGAUUAUCAUCAAUGUCUUAAAGACAAAUGUUGCCACUUGUUCGUCGUUGGGAGCUGGUUUCUAUCCACAGCUUGCCCGAAUUUAUGCUAAUAUGCUUUCAUCCUAUACUGCCAUUAGCCACAGCAUGGUAAAUGAAGCUCAAGGAAACCCCAUUUUCACCCAGACUCAUCGUGCCAGAGUCUUGCGGGGAAUCAAAAAGGAAAUUCUCAAACUGGUCGAAACCUAUAUUUCCCGUGCUGAAGAUCUUGAUGAAGUGGUGCAAAACAUUGCUGAGCCGUUAUUAACAAAUAUUCUUGAUGAUUAUCAGCAGAGUCAAUCCCAAUUCCGUGAGGCUGAAGUUCUUAGCUGUGUGGAUAUCCUCGUCAACCGAGUAGGAUCUAUGAUUCCUGAUAUGGUACUGGGUAUUCUAGAGAAGGUGUUCGAAUGUACCUUGGAUAUGAUCAAUAAGUCUAUGACGGAUUUCCCUGAAUUCCGUGUUGAAUUUUUCAAGCUUCUGCGUACCAUUAAUUUGCACAGCUUCUCUGCCCUAUUGAAGCUCCCUGACCAAAUUUUUAGUAAGACUAUUGAUGCUUGUCUGUGGGCUGCUAAGCAUGACAACCGUGAAGUUGAGUCUGCUGGUCUCAGUCUCACACUGGAAAUUAUUGAUAACGUUGCCGAGUACAAUCAACCGGAGGUCGCUAACAAAUUCUUCAAAGCCUUCUUUAAGCCUAUUAUUGGCGACACGUUCUAUGUUCUUACUGAUACAGACCAUAAGGCAGGUUUUAAGACUCAAUCUCAAAUUCUUGCUAAAAUCAUCAGCCUAGUUGAAAACAAUCGUAUCGGAGUGCCUCUCUAUGAUGAAGGAGAGGCUUCAGUAGGAACUAGUAACUCGGACUAUUUCCGCCAGUAUUUGAGCACUUCGCUUACCAAUGCAUUCCCUCAUCUCCAACAAGCUCAGGUGGCAAAUUUUGUUGAGGGAUUAUUCCGAUUGCAUCGUGACCCUAUUAAAUUCAAGCUCACGUUACGGGACUUCCUUGUUCAAAUUAAGGAGUUUGGUGGUGAUAGCACCGAUUAUUUAUUUGCCGAAGAGAAGGAAACUGAACUCCAAGAGAAGCAACGUUUAGACAGAGAGCGUGCUUUGAAAGUCGGAGGUCUAAUAAAGCCAUCAGAAAUGGAGGAGGAGGACUCUUAG